Molecule: messenger RNA, 411 nt
Organism: Sclerotinia sclerotiorum 1980 UF-70
Lineage: Eukaryota; Fungi; Ascomycota; Leotiomycetes; Helotiales; Sclerotiniaceae
Exons: 1
Coding region: 1-411 (136 amino acids)
Source: RefSeq, a predicted model, not a curated record
AUGUCUAAGAAAUACGAAGAACGGCCUCCACCUCCAGCCUACGGCUCGGACGGUCCUGGUCAAAACCCCGCACCCGUCAUGCCCCAAGCAGCCUAUAUGCAACCUACCCCUUCGCCUCAGCCUCAAUAUCAGCAACAGCCAUAUCAACAGCCGUAUCCUCAGCAAUAUCCACCACCAGGGCAACAAUACCCUCAACAAGGAUAUCCAUCACAAGGAGGAUACUAUGCCCCAGGCCCGCAGAUGGGAUAUCAGCAACAACCGCAAUACGGAUACCAACAGCCUUAUGGGUAUCAGCAGGGAUAUGGACAACAACCCUAUGGACAACAGCAGAGGGGUUCUUCUAGUGAAGGUUUUUUGGGGGCUUGCUUGGGAGCUUUAGCUUGUUGCUGUUGUUUGGAUUUAUUGUUUUAA